AUGAUAUCAAAAAGGCAGCGCGCGACCCGGCUGUUCACGGAGGUGCAGGCGGCAUACGAGGUGAUCUCUGACCCACAGGAGCGCGCCUGGUACGACUCUCACCGCGACGCCAUCCUGCGCAACGACGAUGUCGGCGGCGGCGGUGGCGGGGGUGCCGGCGGAUCAGGGGGCGUGACGAGCGUGACGACGACGGAGGACGUGAUGCGGUGGUUCUCGAUGUUUGGGCGCAAGCUGUCGUACGAGCCGUCGCACCCGCAGUCGUUCUUCGUGGUUGUCGGGCAGGCAUUUGCGAAGCUGGCCGAGGAGGAGGUGGCGGCGGCGGAGUGGGAAGGGUUGGACCCGGUGAAUUAUCCAGGGUUUGGCGGCGCGAACAGUGGGUAUGCGGAUUGGGUAAAGGCGUUUUAUGUCGAGUGGGGGAACUUUCGCACGGCCAAGACGUUCAGCUGGUGUGAUGUGUACAGGUACUCGGAUGCGCCGGAUAGGCGCGUAAAGAGGAUGAUGGAGGCGGAGAAUAAGAAGUUGAGGGAUGCGGCGAUACGGGAGUUUAAUGAUAUCGUAAGGUCCUUUGUCACCUUCGUGCGAAAACGAGACCCCCGCUACACACCAAACAACCAGACCGAGAAGCAGCGACAAGAAGCCCUCCUCGCCGCCUCCAAAGAGCAGGCCGCCCGCCAGCGCGCCGAGAACGCCGCAAAGCUGCGGAACUACAAGGCCGCCGACUGGACAAACGUCCCAGAGCACGCCUUUGACGAGCUGUACGACUCGGAGUCCGACGACGACAACGCUGCAGACGAAGACGGCGAAGAGCAGGCGGAGGAGGAUGAAGAAGAAGAGGAGGGAGAGGAGGAGCUGGAGGAGGAGCCGAGACGGUACGAGUGCAUUGUGUGCAAGAAGGUGUUUGCGAAGGAGGGCCCCAUGCUGGACCAUGAGCGCUCGCAGAAGCAUGCGAAGGCCGUGUGGGAGCUGAAGAAGCAGAUGCGCAAGGAGAAUAAGGAGUUUGACCUUGACCGGGACGUGCGUGGGUGGAAGAAGCCGGAGGAGUUCAAGCCCAUUGACGACGACGACGAAGACGGGGAAGAGUACCUCUCUGCAGAAGAAGAAGAAGAAGAAGACGGCCUCCCUGCUGACGAAGAAAAAGCCAAAUCCCCAAAAGAAGAAAAAGGGGAACCCAAAAAGCCACUAGAACCCACAUCCACACCCACAGCUAACACAAAACCCCCCACUACCACCUCCCCCACCCCCUCCGAAGAAGAGGACUCCGACCUCGACAACGACGACUACGUCUCCACCGCAGCCUUCACCGCGCGCCUCCGCGGCGCCACAACGCCGCCAACAUCAGACCUCUCAAACCUCACGCUCACUACAAACUCCGACGACGACGGGUCCUCGAAACCUGCAGCGCAGAAGCUCGGGAAGGCCAAGGCUAAGAAGGCGAAGCGUGCUGCGGCGGCAGCGGAGGAGAAGGGCGGGAAGCCGAAUACGUGUGCGGUGUGUAAGCAGAGCUUUCCGUCGAAUACGAAGAUGUUUAAUCAUCUCAGGGAUAAUCCAUCGCAUGCGGUGCCGGUGGCGGGUGCUGGGGGUGCGGGUGUGGGUGGCGGCGGGAGUGGGGGCGGGAAGAAGGGGAAAGGGAAGGGGAAGGGGAAGAAGUAG
Molecule: messenger RNA, 1650 nt
Organism: Morchella importuna
Lineage: Eukaryota; Fungi; Ascomycota; Pezizomycetes; Pezizales; Morchellaceae
Exons: 4
Coding region: 1-1650 (549 amino acids)
Cellular component (GO): cytoplasm
Source: RefSeq, a predicted model, not a curated record